Symbiodinium natans is the source of this 1506-nucleotide messenger RNA. The record is from the annotation of a GenBank genome assembly. Lineage: Eukaryota; Dinophyceae; Suessiales; Symbiodiniaceae.
AUGCUGGAUUCUCCAUGGCAGAAGACCAGAGCCAUCCCUGGUAGGCUGUGGAAGACAUCGAUACCUUCCUGGAUCGUCCCCAACAUGUGGAUCUGCAUGGGUAGAGGUGCCAUCGUCAGCAUAUGCCUGCUGCCUUUAUGCGGUCUGAUCUUGCAGGGUUGCGGAAACCAACAAGGGGCGUGCAGAAAGGGCGACAAGGCUUGCGAGGAAAUGCAGGUGCUUAUUCGCGAGACGAAGGCGAAUUGCCCAAUGUGGCAUCCUCACAGCAAGUUUGUGGGAACUCCUCGCCUUCCGAGCGUGAGUGAGUCCUGUGCUACCGUCGAGUUCCUGUAUGCUGGUGAUCUGCCGGUGGCGUACAUCUACGGCAGGCAGUCCAAGGAUUCCGAGUACACGGCCGAGUGGGGUGGUGGACUGCGUCCACUGGACAUCACCGAUGCCGGGCCAGACGAUGGCCAGAUUGAAACGGCCACCGCUACCAGUUCCUCUGACCGGAAGAUCCGCCGGUACCGCGCCCUCAUGCGCAAACUGCCAGCUCAUAAGGCCUUCGAGGUGAAGCUCGCUGACAAAGAAGAUGCAGCUUUCGAAGGCUCCAGCUUCAGCUGUCCGUCAAAGCCGCGGCUGUCCAGCGCGGAAGCCUUGGUGCCUGCAGCGCCCUAUGAUCUGCAAUUACAUCGCACGGACCCCCGAAUCAAUGUCAAGAAUGACGAGGGUUCUGUGUGCAUGGACCUGCAUUGGUCCCAUCCUCACACAGAGCUUGCCCUCUUGCCGGACGAUGCUUAUUUCCGGAUAUUCACCACCUACGAGGAGGAAGCCCCCAAGCUGUUUUGCGAAGACAAGGUCGGAGUUUGGAAACGCGAAUGCGGGAUCCGGAUGCGGACCGCCUCCUCGAAGACCCUGAGCUUCGCCACGAAGUGUGGCUUGUGGCCAAAGAGGCGGUCUGCAUCCAGCAACAUCACAGCAAUGACACCCCCUGCAGCACCGACGUUCACGGCCUCUUUGGUGACGCAUCCACCCAGCCAGGCAAGCUCCGCGGGGUUCUGGCCAAAAGCCAUAAUUGACUGGAUCCCUCAGCAUGAUGAGCUGAUAAUCGGUCAUGCCAUUUACCUGGCUUUGAAGGGCAUCAGUGCAAUGAAGCUGUUGUGUUGGACGCCCUUCCACAAAGCUGGCAAGGGGUAUCUGGAGCUACCAAUAGCGCACAAGAACCACACGCAUUCACGCGAUGCCGCCAUGUUGCGAGACUACCUUCAAAGGUAUCACGUGCACCAAGAGCAGCAGAUCCUUGUUGCCACAAGGUCAGUCGCCAACAUCACCAGACCUGACCAGAGCCCACAUGAGCCCGAUGAGCAUUUGGAGUCCCCGGUGUCGGCUUACAGUCUCGGGGACUGGCUCAUCAUGGAAAGAUAUGUCAAGUGCCUGACGUCCUUCAGUGCCGCGAACCCUUCAUAUGCAUCGAAGCCGGUGGAGCUGUCAUGGACAGAGGAGCAAAGCAUGAUGCUGUAUGACUGA